Ustilago hordei is the source of this 885-nucleotide messenger RNA. RefSeq lists its product as uncharacterized. Bases 1 to 885 code for a protein of 294 amino acids. The transcript has a single exon. The record is from RefSeq and is a predicted model, not a curated record. NCBI's taxonomy places the organism in Eukaryota, Fungi, Basidiomycota, Ustilaginomycetes, Ustilaginales, Ustilaginaceae.
AUGGUGGCUACCAACUCCCGCCUCACUCAGGCAGCAUACCAAGCACUACCCGGCACACCCCUCGACGUCGACAAAUCAUUCUACGAUCGCAUCGCUUCCUCUCCCAAAACCCUCUCCUCAUCUUUUGUCCUCCCUAUCCGCAGUGGCAAAGCAUGGUCCGUUAAAGCAGGCCAACUAUGCCGCAUCGUAGCAGUCUCUGGCGCCCAAGUCGGCGAUCUUAACAUCUGGUCUCUCCACAACCCCCGAGAGAAAUUCUGGGCCUCUCGAACACGUCAAUUGCAACGAGCCCAUGUUUCUGUCUACGACCGACUCUGGUCCUGCCUUCCGUAUCUCCGCCCACUAUGCACCAUCACCGGCGAUUCGCUAGCAGACUACGGCAUUGACUCUGAAGGAGGUCGAGUUCAUGAUUUGCUGGGUACACGAUGCGACCCGUACGUUAACAGAAUGCUUACUGGCCAAGACUUUGACUAUCACUGUCAUAGCAACCUAGUACGGGCGGUGAGGGAGUGGGGGUUGGAAGAGGGAGAUGUGCAUGAUGUGCUAAAUGUCUUUCAAUGUACUGGCCUGAAUGGGGGUGAUCAGUACUUUAUGAAGACAUGUCCGGCGAAGAAGGGCGAUUACUUUGAGUUUUUUGCAGAGACGGAUCUGUUAUGUGCGCUAAGUACGUGCCCGGGUGGUGAUUUGAGUAAGGCCAUGUGGGGUGAAGGGGCUGCUGCCCAAGGAGAGGAGGAUCCCACACUGGAGUGUUGUAGACCAUUGGGAGUGGAAGUGUAUGAUUUGGCGGAGAGGGACAAGGUGCUAGAAGGCUGGAAGCAGUCAGAGCCUUAUGGGAGGUUAUAUAAGGCUUUACACGGGGCCAAGGCCAAGGAGUGGGAAUCCUCCUAG